This is a messenger RNA of Artibeus jamaicensis (Jamaican fruit-eating bat), 3861 nucleotides long. RefSeq names its product solute carrier family 11 member 2 (gene SLC11A2). Bases 149 to 1855 code for a protein of 568 amino acids. Gene Ontology annotation, molecular function: manganese ion transmembrane transporter activity; iron ion transmembrane transporter activity; cadmium ion transmembrane transporter activity. Gene Ontology annotation, cellular component: plasma membrane. Gene Ontology annotation, biological process: metal ion transport. The record is from RefSeq and is a predicted model, not a curated record. Lineage: Eukaryota; Metazoa; Chordata; Mammalia; Chiroptera; Phyllostomidae. The transcript is spliced from 17 exons.
GCGGCUGCCGUGCUGCCGGCCAAUGGCGGGGCAGGUAGGGGUUGGAUGGCUUGGCGCCGGGUCCCGGACUAUGGAGCCUCUGGCGCGGGGACAGCUUGUCUGGUGACUGCGGAGCUGGUAAGGCAAAGAAUCCUAUUCUAAGAACACCAUGGUGCUGGGUCCUGGACAGAAGAUACCAGAUGAUGAUGCUGCUGAGGACCAUGGGGACUCGGCCCACCUCGGUGCCAUCAACCCUGCCUACAGCGACUCCUCCCUCCCGCAGUCCACCGGGAGCUCCGACGAGCCCUUCACCACCUAUUUUGAUGAGAAGAUUGCCGUUCCUGAGGAGGAGUACUCGUGCUUUAGCUUUCGUAAACUCUGGGCUUUCACGGGACCAGGCUUUCUUAUGAGCAUUGCCUACCUGGAUCCAGGAAACAUCGAAUCUGACCUGCAGUCCGGAGCAGUGGCUGGGUUUAAGUUGCUCUGGGUUCUUCUGCUGGCCACCAUCGUGGGGCUCCUGCUGCAGCGCCUGGCAGCGAGGCUGGGAGUGGUCACUGGGAUGCACCUUGCCGAAGUGUGUCACCGUCAGUAUCCCAAGGUCCCACGAAUCAUCCUGUGGCUGAUGGUGGAGCUGGCUAUCAUUGGCUCGGACAUGCAAGAAGUCAUUGGCUCGGCCAUUGCCAUCAAUCUCCUGUCUGUAGGAAGGGUUCCCCUGUGGGGUGGAGUACUCAUCACCAUUGCAGAUACCUUUGUAUUUCUCUUUUUGGACAAAUACGGCUUGCGGAAGCUGGAAGCAUUUUUUGGCUUUCUCAUUACUGUGAUGGCCUUCACAUUUGGAUAUGAGUAUAUUACAGUGAGGCCCAACCAGAGCGACGUUCUCAAGGGCAUGUUCGUGCCGUCCUGUUCGGGCUGCGGCACCCCACAGGUGCAGCAGGCCGUGGGCAUCGUGGGAGCUGUCAUCAUGCCACACAACAUGUACCUGCAUUCUGCCUUAGUCAAGUCCAGACAGGUAAACCGAGCCAAAAAGGAGGAGGUCCGAGAGGCCAAUAAGUACUUCUUCAUUGAGUCCUGCAUCGCUCUCUUUGUUUCCUUCAUCAUCAACGUCUUUGUCGUCUCGGUCUUUGCCGAAGCAUUUUAUUGGAAAACCAACCAGCAGGUGAUUGAAGCCUGCAGAAAUAGCAGCAGUCCCCACACCGACCUCUUCCCUAACGACAACUCGACACUGGCCGUGGACAUCUACAAAGGGGGUGUCGUUCUGGGGUGCUUCUUCGGGCCUGCUGCCCUCUACAUCUGGGCGGUGGGGAUCCUGGCUGCGGGACAGAGCUCUACCAUGACAGGAACCUAUUCAGGCCAGUUCGUCAUGGAGGGAUUCCUGAACCUGAGAUGGUCACGCUUUGCCCGAGUGAUUCUGACCCGCUCCAUUGCCAUUAUCCCCACUCUGCUUGUUGCUAUUUUCCAAGAUGUGCAACAUCUCACAGGGAUGAAUGACUUCCUCAACGUCCUGCAGAGCUUGCAGCUUCCCUUUGCUCUCAUACCCAUCCUCACCUUUACGAGCUUGCGGCCAGUGAUGAGUGACUUUGCCAACGGAAUAGGCUGGAGGAUUGCAGGCGGGAUCUUGGUCCUGAUCGUCUGUUCCAUCAACAUGUACUUUGUCGUGAUUUACGUCCAGGAUCUAGGGCACAUGCUACUGUAUGUGGUGGCGGCCGUGGUCAGUGUGGCCUAUCUGAGCUUUGUGUUUUACUUGAUUUGGCAAUGUUUGAUUGCACUGGGCAUGUCCUUCCUGGACUGCGGACGCACGUGCCACCUGGGACUGGCAGCUCAGCCCGAACUCUACCUUCUGAACACCAUGGACGCCGACUCACUCGUGUCCAGAUGACAGGCGGCCUGAGAGACUGUGUGCGAACCAUUUCCUCUUAGUCCGUUUGUGCCCAGGGCCCUGUUAACAUAUCUCUGUUAGUUCAGAGGUGAGUCUUGUUCGACGUUCUGAACAAAAGGCAAAGACUUCCUCAUGGGAAGGGUGUUAAAAGCUAACAGCUGUUCAGUGUAGGUCAGAGACCCGCUCACUCACAGCCACCCUGCAACAUCCAGAGUUAGUUGAUUGGCCUGCGAGGGCCACACACCCCAUGGGCUCGUGUCUCAACGGCUGGAAUUUAAGAAACAUAUAUGUGUAUGUAUUGAUGUAAUCCUGAACGUAUCAGUUUGGGUAGAGAUUUACCAUGAUAAUAAUGGAUAGAUCUUUCGUAUUUUUAAACAGCAUCUCGCUCAGACAAAUCAGAUAUUUGUUUUGUCUGGAUGACAAGUGAUAAAAGAAAGGGACUAACGCUCUGCUUCUUCAGAGUGAACUGGUCAAACUGACUUAGCCUUUAAAGUGGAGCUGGACCACGGCCAGUUACAUUUCAUUCAGUUUUACCCAGACCCUGAGUAACUACUGGUACUGGCACAUCAUUUCUACAGAAAACAUGUCUUACAUUUAGCAAUCAUAGCUAAUCCUAGUUACCAGUGUGCCGUAUAAUUAUUAUCCUCCAUCACUUUUCUUGAAAUUUUUUUGAGAUAUGAUGGUAUUUUCCAAAGAGCUUAAUACCUGGUAACAAGAUCCAGAAACCAUAAGCAACGAUCAGUUUCCCAUGCUUCAUCGGGCGAUGCAGCCCAUUCUAGCGUUCGGGGGUCAGGUGUAAAAAGAAGGAACGUCUAGUAUUUAACUGUGUAAGCCCCAACAGUUUUCUUUUCUUCCUACUUUUCUCAUUAGCAGUCCAGCAUCAUUUCUAGGUUCACAGCAUAUUUCUAGGAGUGGUUAUAUUUCUAAUGUUCAAUCUCCUAGAGAAUGCUAAGCAUUUUAUUUCAAGAUACUUACGCCAAGUAGUAGUAUGAGAUUAGAAUGAGACCAGCACUUGGAAGAUUAGCCCACCUGUCACCAACUGCCUGCCUCCAGGUGGGUUAUAGGUUUUUUGAGCCCUGCCUACCCAGGAUUGUUUUUCUACACAUUUUUACAAUAAAAAUUUAAUAUUUAAAAACAGAGAAUUGUUGCAUGACUACCUGAAAAGUGAGAAGACUGUCAGCCCUGUGUCAGCGUUCUCGCGUGGAAGGGUGUUCGGCCAGGGCGAUGGCAGCCAUCCGUUUUUCGUGGAGCAAACUUCAGGGUGGAUGCUCCCCUCCACUCUCCUCACCGCUCCAGAGCCAUGGAGUUUGUGUGGCUCGGAGCAUCAUUUUCUUCUUUCAGCAUAAAAAUGAAGUAUCUGACCUGUCUGCCUUAUUUUAAAACUUGCUAUAUUUCAACAAGACUUUUCAAAGACCCAGAAAAUUGCCUCUUUUCAUUUCUGUGACGAGGCCAUCUAGGUGGCAGGGAUAUUCCUGAGACAGUACUUCAAAAUCCCUUCAUUUCUACUUCCUCCAUUUCUACCUCUGACAAAGAGCAGCAGCACUUGGCAACUAAGGGUAGAAUCCUUCUGAUUUUUAAAAAUAAAACUGAGUUAACAUCAAUUAGCUUUCACUUGGAAGAGACUUUUAAAAUGAGUUUCAGUGUUUUGGUUUCUUUAUACACCUACAGCAACUUUUUUUUAAAAGAUUUUAUUUAUUUUUUAGAGAGAGGGGGAAGGAGGGAGAAAGAGAGGGAGAGAAGCAUCGAUGUGCAAGAGAAACAUCAACUGGUUGCCUCUUACACCCCCCCAGCCAAGGACCUGGUCUGCAGCCCAGGCAUGUGCCUGGACUGGGAAUCCACCUGGUGACUGUUCAGUUUACAGGCUGACACUCAACCCACUGAGCAACACCAGCCAGGGCUUCAUCCUUUAACUGUAAGUUGUUAGAAACAGACGAAAGUUUACAAAAAUGUAUAAGCAUACCCUUUAGGUCAUACAACUCCUGCAAUCAGAAAAUUUGUUAAUAAAC